AUGGCAUCCGAAUCAACGCAACCCCCCUCUCGCGGUCCAGAACCACGGCCGUUCCAGCAUCCAGCAUCUCUUGCCGCCGAGGAAUGGAAGCGGCAGAAGCUUGAAGAGGACGCUGACAACAAGGCAAUCGACGAGCUGAUGAAGCUUGUGGGUCUCGAAAAGGUCAAAGAGCAGGUCCUCGUCAUCAGGGACAAGGUCGAGGUCUACAAGAAGCAGAGGGCGGAUAUAAAAAAGGAGCGGUUCAACGUCAUCUUCCAGGGUAACCCCGGAUCAGGGAAAACCACCGUUGCCCGCCUGUACGCCAAGUUCCUCGAGUCAAUCGACGUCUUAGAUUCCGACUACGUCGAGGAGACGUCUGGGAGCAAAUUAGCAGCCGCAGGAGUGUCAGGUGCACAGCGAAUCCUGAACGAAAUAACAGAGGACAACGACGGCGGCGUUCUCUUCAUCGACGAGGCCUACCAGCUCGUCGCUCCGCACGUGUGCAGCGCGGGACGCCAAGUGCUCGAUCUCAUCCUCACAGAAAUGGAGAACAACAUAGGGAAGCUGGUCGUCAUCUUCGUCGGCUACGCCAAGGACAUGGAAAAGCUGUUCGAGCAUAACCCGGGUCUGCCAAGCCGCGUCCCAUACACACUGCACUUCGAGGACUUUAGUGAUGAGGAGCUCUGGCGCGUGCUGUGUGACAGCAUUGAUAAAAAGUACAACGGGAAGAUGAAGGUCGAGGAUACUAUGGAUGGGCUCUACAUGCGCGUCGCCAUCCGUCGUCUCGGUCAAGGUCGGUGUAGUAGGGGCUUCGGUAACGCCCGCGCGGUCGAGAACCUGCUGGCUCAGAUGGCGGGGCGUCAAGCGAAGCGCUUGAAGACACAAGAGAGGAGUGGUGGUGGCAGUCCGGAUCACUUCUUUCUGGCGAAGGAGGACCUUCUCGGACCAGAUCCCACCAGUUUCCAGAGCGCGGCUUGGACGCGGCUGCAAGAAUUGAUCGGGCUGGACUCGGUCAAGCAGUCGGUCCGCAACAUGAUCUCCAUGGUCGACCAGAACUACCGGCGCGAAAUGGCGGAGAUCAAGCCCCUCCAGGUGUCGUUGAAUCAGGUGUUUGUCGGAUCACCAGGGACGGGUAAGACGACGGUGGCGAAACUGUACGGACAGAUCCUAGCCGACCUCGGUCUCCUCAGCAAGGGCGACGUUGUGCUCAAGAAUCCCUCCGAUUUCAUCGGAGACUGCGUUGGCAAAUCGGAGGCCAAUACACGCGGCAUCCUCGCCGCUACGGCCGGCAAGGUGCUCAUCAUCGACGAGGCGUACAUGCUAGACGGCGGCGGCGGCGGCGGCGGCGGCACGGGCGACGGCUCGGCGCACCACCACCAGGACUCAUUCAAGACGGGUGUCAUCGACACACUCGUGGCCGAGGUCCAGGGCACGCUCGGCGAGGACCGCUGCAUCAUCCUGGCCGGCUACGAGGACAAGAUGCAAGCCAUGUUCCGCAACUGCAACCCGGGUCUCGCUCGGCGCUUCCCCAUCGAGAGCGCCUUCCGCUUCGAAGACUUCAACACGGACCAGCUGAUGCAGGUGCUGGAGCUGAAGAUGCGCGAGCAAGACAUGCGAGCCACGGAAGGUGGACUCGGCGCCGCGCGCGACGUGCUGGGCCGCACGCUGAUGCGGCCGUCCUUCUCCAACGGCGGAGAAGUCGAGCGCUGUCUGGCGGCGGCCAAAGCCAACUAUCAGGCACGCCAGGCGAAGAGGCCGGCGGCCGAGCGCGAAUUCGACACGCUGCUCGAGGCAGAGGACUUCGAUCCCGACCACGGGAGGAUGGCGGCAGAUGGCUGCUGCUGCAGGAAGAUGCUGGAGGGGCUCGUGGACGACUCCAUCAUCGACAAGCUCGACGAGGUCCAGCAGCUCUGGCAUGCGGCAAAACAACGCAACCGCGACCCCCGCGCGCUCGUGUCGACCCGAUUCGUCUUCAAGGGCGGGCCGGGCACCGGCAAGUCCACCGCCGCCAACACCAUCGGCCGCAUGUUCCACGCCCUCGGCCUCCUCGCCACCACGGACGUCAUCUCGUGCUCCCCCGCCGACCUGAUUGGGCAAUACGUCGGCCAAACCGCCCCCAAAACCCGCGCGCAGCUCUCCAAAGCGCUGGGGAAAGUCCUCGUCGUCGACGACGCGCACAACCUACACAACAACACCAGCAGCACCUUCGCCACUGAAGCCCUCAACGAACUUGUCGCCUUCCUAGCCAACCCGCAGCAUGCUGACCGCCUCGUCGUCGUGCUGGCUGGGCACACGGCCGGGAUGAACGCGCUGAUGGCGUCGGCGCCGGCGUUGGCGGCGCACUUUCAGGAGGAGCUUGUCUUUGAGGAUUUGGCGCCGAGGACUUGCGUCAAGCUGUUGGGGCGCGAGCUUGGGCGGUUGGGUGUCCUGUCCGGACAUGGCAACGACGGCGACGGCAGCGGCGAGGACGCUGCGCUGCCGCCGCCGCCGCCGCCGUUCCUGUCCGACCCGCAGGACCAGGGCUACAGGGCGCUGGAGGAUGUUUUUGCGGAGCUGAGCCGCCUCCCCUCGUGGAGUAACGCUCGCGAUGUCCGCGCGCUGGCGACGAGGGUUGCUCGUGCUCAGAUGGUCGCUGCUGCUGCUGGUCGGAGCGAUGGCGAAGGGCGGCGGCUGGACGAGGUCGUGGAGAGGUGUGCGAGGGAGAUGCUGGGGACGCAGAGGGAGCGGUGCGGGGGCGGCGGCCGCGGCCGUGGUGUUGGUGUGCUGGUUCGGCGUCGUCCUCUCCGGCGGCAGCAGCAGCAGCAGCAGGAAGAAGAGCAGCCACUGGUGAAGGCUGAGAUGGCUGAAGCGCCACCGCUGCUGCCGCCGCCACCUGUUCAGACGGCGGUGACGCAGGCUGUGGAUGAAAGAACGGCGGCGGAGGAGGAGGAUGCGAGGGCGGGGGAGGAUGGGGAGGCUGAGGUGGACGAGGAUGGGGAUGAGGAUGAGCGGUCGGUCGAGGAUACGCAGGCGCUGCUGCGGCGGAUUGGGCGAUGCGAGGCUGGGUUCGCGUGGAGGAAGGAGGGGAGCGGGUGGCGGUGCGAGGGUGGGUCGCAUUUUGUUACUAAUGAGCAGCUAAAUGCUUAUACUUAG
This is a messenger RNA of Lasiodiplodia theobromae, 3111 nucleotides long. Its product is annotated as AAA family protein. The coding region runs from base 1 to 3111 and encodes 1036 amino acids. The transcript is spliced from 3 exons. NCBI's taxonomy places the organism in Eukaryota, Fungi, Ascomycota, Dothideomycetes, Botryosphaeriales, Botryosphaeriaceae. Gene Ontology annotation, molecular function: ATP hydrolysis activity; ATP binding. The record is from RefSeq and is a predicted model, not a curated record.